GUGAUAUUUUGCUUUAUUAAUGUAGAUAUUUCCCGUACCCCCCACUAUUCCAUCUUCACAUCUUGGGUCGAGCGAUGUAUAUGGAUGGGUAGCCUUUUCACUUUGGACGUUGUCUGCUCCUCGUUUGCGAGCGCAGUACUGUUCCUCGCAGAAUCUUUCUCCUCGACUUCCUCUCCGGGUUCGCUAUCGGCGUUCUACGGGCCUCGCGGGCCUCGAAUAUGUGGUGGGAUUCGGCUCAGCCCGACACAAGUCCUUCGGACCCUAUCUUCGUGGUUUGAGUCUGCCCAGCAUGCCACCCUUGGCGGCUUUUUUUCAGCCGGUGCAGCGCUCUCUUAGAUUCCCUCCUUGGUAUCGCCAACCCCCUGAGCAUAUCAACGAUGGCAACGGCAGGCCGGGCGACGUGAAGAUAUACGAGCCCCUCGUCUCAAAAGCCAUAGAUGUCGAAGAGGCUGAAAUCGAUCGCCUGAUUUUCACCGACCCAGGCUUCAGCGCACUGCCGCGGAAGCCUCGGAGGCCACGGUUCUUCCCAAGUUGCUUUGCUUGCGUGGUGCUGGUGCUAUUCUUCUGCAUGCUGGGGACCGGAGUUCUACUAUUCCGGAGGCUUCUCAGACACAGCACCGUGUACGUCUACCUCUAUAAUGAGGAUGUCAUACCAAUCCCGUGUCAUUCCCAUAACGACUACUGGAGACAAGAGCCAGUCUUCACCGCUCUGCGAGCGGGUUGUGUUAGUAUCGAAGCCGAUGUGUGGCACCUGGGGCAGGAGGAACUCUAUAUUGGCCACAGGAUAUGGGAGCUGCGCGAAAGUAACACCUUUACCCGCAUGUACAUUGAUCCUCUGGUCAAGCUUCUCGAGGAGAAGAACAGCGCGUUGGACAAUGGGCUGAACACGACGGCCCGCGGAGUGUUUGAUAUGAACCCGUCACAGACCUUGGUCCUCCUGGUGGAUCUAAAGACGAGGCCAGAACACACAUGGCCGGUAGUGGUCCGGCAACUCGAGCCGUUGCGACGACGGGGUUGGCUCAGCUCCACCACGGACGGGCAUGUCCGGUACGGCCCAGUUACCGUGGUUGGCACAGGCGAGACCGACUUUGGAUUGCUGAUGCAGAACUCUACGUACCGCGACUACUUCUUCGAUGCGCCCAUCGACGAGCUAGAGGGCUCCAGUUUCGGCGUCUGCAACUCGUACUACGCGAGCCAAUCGUUCAGUGAAGCCAUCGGCUGGGUAUGGUUAGGCAGCUUAUCGCGAAGCCAGCUAGAUAUGCUGAGGAGGCAAGUAGCUGAAGCGCACAGGCACGGCCUCAGAAUACGGUAUUGGGGGCUGCCAUCGUGGCCUAUCAGUGUGCGGAACCAUAUCUGGGGCGUACUCAUCAAGGAGGGAGUCGACAUGAUCAACGUCGACGACGUCCAAGGGGCCGAGAGAGUGUGGAAGGCGAUGGGUUGGCCGACGCUGCAGAACGCAACUCUUCCAAGCCAACCAUGCCCGGAAAUGGAGGGGCGGGAGGUAAACUCUUCAGCGUCGGGCCGUCCGGGCUGCAGGAGGUCUGCAUGAUGCUUCUGCUUGAUGGUUUACCUUGGCUGGGACGACGGAAUGGGGGCCAAACAGAUGGGGGCCAAUCUCCAAAAGCGUCAUCGGCUAGGGGAGGCUGCAGCGAUAGACAUCCGUGUCUUCGGUGGCAGACGUUUAACAGGCAAUUACCCACUCGGUGCGCUGGCGAGUCGCAUCCUGGGAGAAACAGGCAACCCGAUCCACUUCAGACCAUUGCGGAUUGCUCUGUACGUAUACCUAUCCGUACCGACCAC
This is a messenger RNA of Sodiomyces alkalinus F11, 1800 nucleotides long. RefSeq lists its product as hypothetical. The transcript has 2 exons. The record is from RefSeq and is a predicted model, not a curated record. Bases 290 to 1549 code for a protein of 419 amino acids. NCBI's taxonomy places the organism in Eukaryota, Fungi, Ascomycota, Sordariomycetes, Glomerellales, Plectosphaerellaceae. Gene Ontology annotation, biological process: lipid metabolic process. Gene Ontology annotation, molecular function: phosphoric diester hydrolase activity.